Gloeophyllum trabeum ATCC 11539 is the source of this 723-nucleotide messenger RNA. RefSeq lists its product as uncharacterized. The record is from RefSeq and is a predicted model, not a curated record. Lineage: Eukaryota; Fungi; Basidiomycota; Agaricomycetes; Gloeophyllales; Gloeophyllaceae. The transcript is spliced from 3 exons. The coding region runs from base 1 to 723 and encodes 240 amino acids.
AUGGCCCCGAAACCGCGAGGACCUCGCAAGUUCAGUGCCGAGCAGGAGGCGAUAAUUGAUAGGAUAUUCAAGUGGGAUUUGGCGUACAAGACACAUACCUACUACCAUGCCAAGUACCGAACGACCAACGCAGUCAACAAAGCGGCGCAUGCUGAAGCCCUAGAGCUAUUGAAGGUCACCGAGCCCUACAAGAUAUGGGCCAAUCCCCAAACGAAUUCCGACCGUGUUAUUGGUCCCGAAUACUUUGAUGUAGCAGACUACGCUGCUAGUCACCCUCCAGCUGAUGUUAGGGAUCCCGUUGAACGGUGGCUCAUCGUCAUCGUUUUGGAUAUGGCUAUCCAAUGCUACGAGGAGUCGUCUGGUCGCGACGGAUGGGAAUUUCUAACUACCGAAGCCAAAAAUAGGGCUCGGGACUUACUUAUGGCGCAAGAUAUGUUCGAUACAACUCGCUUCUUCGACCGUUCGGUGUCCCCGGCCUCCCCUGACCCAGAGCAAUCAGCGCGGUCGACUUCUUCUGUAGGGCCACAUUUGCUCCUGUGUCAUAUCCGUCUCAAGGACGGUGAGGUAUACGAGGUCGCCGACCACAUUCAUAGCGCCAUGAAUGGCGAUUCAUACGAGCUGCGACUUCUUGGGUCAGAUGUGACAAAGAGGGUGGACGUGGAUGACCUCGAGGAACAGCUUGUACAAGUUGUUUACGAUGAAGAGGAUGAUGCUUCAAUUUAG